GUUAAGUACUUAUAUACAAUAAUGUAUAGGUGUUUAGGUGUAUUGUUUACCCGUAUUUUUUUUUUCUUUUCCCGCCAGAAUAAGUGUCGUUGAUAGUGUUCGCGUGCAGUGUUGUCUUAUGACAUGUAUUUGAUAAUAUACAAUCAAAAUAAUUAUAAAAGUGCUCAUAACAGUGUCAUAAUACUUAGUUGAUAUUAAAUUAAUAUUUUUUUAAAUUUUUUACCCAGUGAGUUAAUAAUUACUCCCAAUAGUCCCAACUAUAACCUAAUUUAAUACUCGCCAAAAUAAAUAAUAUUUAUCCACAGAAUCAGAUAAUAAAAUGACAACUCGAGCAGAUUUUUUCGGACAACGACCAAGACGUCGCAGUUCUUUACGGCAAGCGUUGGCCGUAAUCCCCGACAUGACAAGUUUAUCAGUAUCCUUAGGAUCACCACCUGUUGCAAGUCCAAACAACAAUUUAAACACGGACCGGAGCCCUUGGCACUCUGCUUCGAUAGCGACCUCGAGUCCGGACGAGCUGGUGAUUCAAAAGCGUGGUCGACGCAGCAAGACGAUAAUCUGGUCACCCGAGGCUGACUCCAAGAGGAACAGCUUGUUGAGCUACAGCGCGCGUGAACAUACUCCAGAAAAAAAUUCCGACUCUCAAUCGCAGUCGCCAAUAAUGAUGCGCGAACAUUUAUCAAUUAAAAAGAGGCUAGAUCUUUCAGGAGAAUUCAACGAGUCGCAUUUGACUACUCCGGAUAAAAAGUACAAAUUAAUGAACGGUGAUUGCCAAUUUAAUGGAAAUAAUUUAUUGAAUGGCCUCAGAGGAUUGAGCAAUGAACAGCUGGUUAAGAUGAUCAUGAACUUAGUUACAAUGCAAGAAGAAGGGACGUUGUCCAGUGAUACUAAAUUGCGGGAUGUUAUUCUUAAUAUUAUUCCAGCAGCUGAUGUUAGUCCGUUGCAGGAGAGGUUGGGUGUUUUAAGGCAGAAUAUUUUUAGUAGUCUCAUUUCUGCUGGAGAUUCUGCUUACAUACGUGCCUAUGUACAUUUAGAUGCCUUCCAGAAAACUUUGAUGGAACAAGGAAUGAAAUUGUUGCAGUCACAACACUGGAUUUCUUUGAUGCAUUAUGUUUUUAUAGCUUGGGCUAUCACUAAAGAUUUACCAGAAUGGAAUAAUGGAGAUAAUACGUCACAAAAAUGUUUUUCUAGCCUUGCGAAUUUUUGUAAGCAAGCUUUGUUAAAUGGAAAUUUUGAUCGUUCUGUUUUAGAAACAUUUUCAAAAAAGAUACAAAGUUCAAUACACGAUCACGAAGAUAUGAAAAUAUGUCUUCAAAUGGCUCACGAAAUGAUGCGAUAAAUACUCAUAUCAUCAUUUAUACUUUUAUAUGACAAUUAGCAGUAAAAUUUUUAAUUUAUAUAAAUCAGGAAACAAAAAAAAAUAACGGUGUGAACGAUAUUGUACCCAGUAUUUUUUUUUUAAUUUCAUUUAUUAUUAUUACUUAUUAACUAUUGUGAAUCUAGUUCUAAGGCUUUAUAUUUAUCAUUGAACGUUUAAUCGUUAAUAUUAUUUUUUAUAAUCAACGGAACUCCGACAAUCGACUUUAAUACAUAAAUUAAGUUUAUACAUAUUUUAUAAAUAAGCUAUAAUUUAUCAACAUUGUGUUUUAUGUU
This is a messenger RNA of Cotesia glomerata, 1653 nucleotides long. RefSeq lists its product as uncharacterized. Gene Ontology annotation, biological process: proteasome localization; nuclear protein quality control by the ubiquitin-proteasome system. The transcript is spliced from 3 exons. Bases 320 to 1339 code for a protein of 339 amino acids. The record is from RefSeq and is a predicted model, not a curated record. Gene Ontology annotation, cellular component: nucleus. NCBI's taxonomy places the organism in Eukaryota, Metazoa, Arthropoda, Insecta, Hymenoptera, Braconidae.